AUGGGCCUCACUCCAGGCAGCACACAUGUCCGCAAACGGGCCUUAACGCAGUCUCGGGUUCGUCUUCUCUGCCCGCCCGACACGGGAUCAUCUGCUUGUCUGCUUGUCUCUAACAAUGUCUCUUUUAGUCAGACAACAAGGUCGCAUCGGCUUGCCUUGGCUUGGGAUCAAAACGGCCAGAUCUGCAGGGAUUAUAGAGGCCGAAAGGGACGAGUGUGCGCUCCGCUCUCGAGUGCACCCUCACAGCAGACAGACGCCAGGAGACGGCAGAGCUGUUGCUAG
Messenger RNA from Protopolystoma xenopodis, 282 nucleotides. The record is from the annotation of a GenBank genome assembly. NCBI's taxonomy places the organism in Eukaryota, Metazoa, Platyhelminthes, Monogenea, Polystomatidea, Polystomatidae.